This is a messenger RNA of Rhododendron vialii, 5770 nucleotides long. RefSeq lists its product as uncharacterized. The transcript has 8 exons. The record is from RefSeq and is a predicted model, not a curated record. NCBI's taxonomy places the organism in Eukaryota, Viridiplantae, Streptophyta, Magnoliopsida, Ericales, Ericaceae. Bases 583 to 5553 code for a protein of 1656 amino acids.
AGAAUCUCCAUCUUCCCCGGCUGACAGAUGAUAACCUCUCUUUUUUUUGUCUUUUUUAAAUUCUCAUCACGCCCGUUUGGCUUUCCGAGAAUCCCUCCUUUAUAAACAGAAAAACCCUAGAAAUUUUGAUCAAAGCAUCAUCAACAGUCUCACACAUUUCACAUUUUCAGUUGCGAAUUCCUGGUUUAAUUCCCCCUUGAAUUCCGGCUCCUAUGUUUGACUAUGUAAUUGCCUGAUCCAAUCCAAUCAUUCUCCAGUGUCUGUGUAAUUUACUAAUAAAUUCACCCAUUCCACUCAUUUUAAUCCUACCCAUUUCCUCUUUCUUGUUAUCUGAUGUCUAUAUGUAUCUAUAGCCAUACUGCUGCCAAAUUAUCUUAUUAGCAGCUUAAUAAUGUUUCAAGGGCCGGCCCUUGAUAAUUUUAUUGGAUCCCAAGCGGCUGUUGUCUGUAAUAAAAGGAUUUUUUUUUGACAGUGUCGUUGUACAUAGAAUUUAUUAAAUAAUUUGGUUGGAGUGAGGAUUAAACCCUUUAUAUCGUUAAAGAUUACUUCUUUCUGAGAUGAGAUGAAGAAAUCUGGGUUGUGAUGGAGAGCAGUGGAGAAGCUGGGGAUGAUCAGGGCUCUGGAUGGUUGCAAGUUAAAAAGAAACAUAGAAGCAGUACAAAGUUCACUCUACAAGGUUGGGUAGGGGGAUUCUCUGGAAAACAGACUUCAUCAACUGUAAAAGGUGGAAAUUCACAUGCAAAGUAUGGUGUGCAGCAUUCAAAAGCAGGAGAUUUUUCUGUAAAUAGAAAGGGCAGUGUUGCAAAUGCUACUCCUGUUUCACAUGACAAAGAGAAGCAUGUGCAUUACCUUGAUAAACGUGUCGUUUCUCAAGAUAAUGAUCGUAGGUCACCUACAGUGAGAGCUACUACAAAUUGUGAUAAUAAACCUGGAGUUGUAGAAGAACCUCCUCAAAAGGAUAACGAUAAUUUUCAAAAAAUCAAGUGGGGUGAUUUGGACGACGAGGCUUUGGAACUGCAUUUGAGAAAGAGUAUUGGAGAUGAAAUUAGGUUUGGAGAUAUUAGAAAUGAUGAUUUGAUCAGCUCUUCUUCUGCCGAGGGCAAAGUGAACAACUUGAUGGUAUCAUCUGUAGAAGCGGAUCAUAGUACUCACCAGUCACUCUCGUUGGUUUCAAGUGAUGAAGAGAAAUUUAAAGAGGUGAAUGAAGUUACUUCAGAAGACGUGAAAGUAGAAAUUACAAAUGAAAAAAUAAUUAACUCAAGUUCUCACAUUUCAAACGUGGGGGAAACAUGCUAUGAACAAGUCAACUUAGUUAGUAAUGAAGUUGAUGAGGUGAUGGUGGAACUUCCGGCACCUGAAUCAGAAAUCUCUGAAGUUCCAGUGAUAGAAAGGGUUUCAUACACAGUAGCAAUCCCCCAACCAAUUGACUCAUUUACCCCUGAAAAGAGGGGGCCUGAAAAACAAGGAGAAUCGAUGGCAGCAGCCUUCAUUGAUGACACUAGCCAUCUACAGGUUGAUAGAAUUGUUGAUGAUGUGUCAAAUGCCCGGAUUUCAAGUGAGACUGAUGGGAGUGAUGUGGGUGAAAGUAAGGAAAGAUUUAGACAGAGGCUUUGGUGUUUUCUGUUUGAGAAUCUUAAUAGGGCGGUAGAUGAACUUUAUCUGCUUUGUGAACUAGAAUGUGAUGUGGAGCAGAUGAAAGAGGCGAUUCUUGUCCUUGAAGAAGCUGCGUCUGAUUUCAAAGAACUACAAUCUAGAGUGGAGGAAUUUGAGGAUGUGAGAAGGUCCACUUCCCAAUCAAUUGAUGGGCUUCCUAUCAUGAAGUCUGAUCACCGCCGGCCACAUGCACUUUCAUGGGAGGUUCGGCGAAUGACAACUUCACCUCACAGGGCAGAAAUACUGUCUUCAUCUCUCGAGGCUUUUAGGAAAAUCCAACAAGAAAGAGCUAGCAUGCGUGCAGCUAGUGGUGCUGAAAAGCUGGGGCUUGAUUGUCCUGGUUCCCCUCAUAUAGCUGAUGAUAAUCCGAAGAAAUAUGCAGGGAGAAGUGAUGAAACCCCAAAUUCUAAAGAAACAGUCCCGAAGACAAGGAAGCAGAGUGGAGUUUCUGAUCCUAUACGGGGAAGUAUUAGUGGAGAGAGGAGGAAUUCAGACCCAAACAGGCCUUCCAGAAAACUCUCUUCUCAGAAUAGCCAUCUUAUGCUACAGAACCCAUCUAUCUCUGGUUCUAAUGCAUCUGGAAAGAGCAAAAGGGAGCAACAGAUUGGAUCUACUUCUGACACAGAGAAGCUGCUUCCUAGGAAAGACAAAAUGUCGGCAGAAAGUACGGUUGAGAAAAGUCAAAAAUCUGUUGAUCAAACUAAGAAACAAACUCUUCUUUCUGAAAGGGAUAAGGAGAGGAGAAAUGGAUCUUCAUGGAAAUCAAUGGAUGCUUGGAAGGAGAAAAGGAAUUGGGAGGAUAUACUUUCUUCUCGUUAUUCAUAUUCACCGGGGGUGAGUCGCAGAAGUGCUGACCGUGCACGUACUUUGCAUGACAAACUAAUGUCUCCUGAGAAGAAAAAGAAGAAUGCUUUAGAUUUAAAAAAGGAUGCAGAAGAAAAGCACGCUCGAGCUAUGAGGAUUAGAAGUGAGUUAGAGAAUGAAAGAGUUCAAAAGCUUCAGCGUAACUCAGAGAAAUUAAACCGCGUCAAUGAAUGGCAAGCUGUUCGCAGUAUAAAGUUGAGAGAGGGAAUGUACGCCCGCCACCAACGUAGUGAAUAUAGGCACGAAGCUUUUCUAGCCCAGGUGGCCAGAAGGGCUGGUGAUGAAAGCAGUAAGGUUAAUGAAGUUCGUUUUAUCACUUCACUAAAUGAAGAGAACAAGAAACUCAUUUUACGCCAGAAACUUCAUGAUUCUGAAUUGAGGAGAGCUGAGAAACUUCAAGUGAUCAAAACUAAACAGAAGGAGGAUAUGGCGAGAGAAGAAGCCGUUUUGGAGCGAAAGAAGGUUAUUGAAGCUGAAAAAUUGCAGCGGCUUGCCGAGACACAGCGAAAAAAGGAAGAGGCUCAAGUGAGAAGGGAAGAAGAAAGAAAGGCAUCAAGUGUGGCACGAGAGGCAAAGGCUAUAGAACAGAUGAGGAAAAAGGAGGUUAGAGCUAAAGCCCAACAAGAGGAAGCGGAACUUCUAGCCCAAAAAUUAGCUGAAAGACUUAGUGAAAGUGAACAGCGACGCAAGUUUUACUUAGAACAAAUACGGGAGAGAGCUUCAAUGGAUAUCAGGGAUCAAUCUUCACCUUUACUAAGACGUUCAUUGAACAAGGAGGGUUUGGGCAGAUCUACACCAACUAGCAGUGGUGGUGUCAGUGAAGAGUGUCACGCUAAUAAUGUCACAGAUUCAGGAGGUUCUACUCUUCAGACUGCCAAUGGAACAUUGCAACAGUCAUUAAAACGAAGGAUCAAGAGAAUUCGCCAGAGACUUAUGGCAUUGAAAUAUGAAUUUCCCGAGCCUCCGGUUGGUGUUGAAAAUGCUGGCAUUGCAUAUAGAACAGCAGUGGGAGCUGCUAAGGCAAAAAUUGGAAGGUGGCUUCAGGAACUUCAGAGACUUCGGCAAGCAAGGAAAGAGGGGGCUCCAAGUAUUGGACUAAUAACUGCGGAUAUGGUUAAGUUUUUGGACGGAAAAGACCCUGAGCUGCAGGCUGCUCGCCAAGUGGGCCUGCUUGAUUUUAUUGCUUCUGCCCUACCAGCUUCUCACACAUCCAAACCUGAAGCCUACCAAGUUACAAUAUAUCUUUUAAGACUUCUAAGGGUAGUACUAUCAGUUCCUGCAAACAGGAGUUAUUUUGUUGCACAAAAUCUUUUGCCACCAAUUAUCCCCAUGUUGGCAGCGGCUCUUGAGAACUAUAUCAAGAUUGCAGCAUCAUCAAAUGUUAAUGGUAGCUCCAACUUGGUAUUGAGCAAAUCAUCGAUUGAAAAUUUGGAGUCUAUGUCCGAAGCACUGGAUGGGUUUUUAUGGACUGUUGCUACAAUUAUUGGUCAUGGUAGCUCUGAUGAAUGCCAGCUUCAAAUGCAGGAUGGUUUACAGGAGCUUGUGAUUGCAUAUCAAGUUAUUCAUCGGUUGCGUGAUCUUUUUGCGCUUUAUGACCGGCCACAAGUGGAAGGUUCACCAUUUCCUUCUUCUAUUCUCUUGGGUAUAAAUCUGUUGGCAGUUUUAACAUCCAGAUCCCAAACAACAUCUUCCAUUGAUUAUGAAUCUUUUCCGAUACAAGCAAUAGCAGAAAAUGAAACUUCAAAUGCGAAGCUUGCAGAGGCUGCAGAUUUUGGGUAUUCCUCUGUAACUAACCCCAGUGGAGAUAAUAGGCCUCAACCAUCUGCUCUCCAUGGUAGCAUAGUCUUACCUUUGCCAGAUUUACCAGAAGAUAGACCAUUAGAUGAACCAUUUACUAUAAAAAUAAGCAAAGAAUUAGUGUUGGAUGGAAAACACUCCGGUAAGCUUGAGGGUGUUAGCAGUGAUAAGAAUUGUUCAGACACUCGAGAUGAGUCUCAGCAAGUUUUGAUAGAUAAUACUUCAAACUCUUCUGCCUCUAAGAAGGACGAAAAGAACAUUCUGGAUGAUGGUGCUGGAAAGAAGGUUGAAUAUAAUUUGGGCUUUAAACCACCUGUAGCAUUUCUUCUUUCUGUCAUAUCUGAAACCGGCUUGGUGUGUCUUCCUUCCUUGUUGACAGCUGUGCUAUUGCAAGCAAACAACAGAUUGUCUUCUGAACAGGCCUCCCAUGUUCUUCCUUCUAAUUUUGAAGAAGUGGCGACUGGAGUGCUGAAGGUUUUGAACAAUUUGGCUCUGAUAGACAUCACUUUCAUGCAAAGGAUGCUAGCCAGGCCAGACCUGAAAAUGGAAUUCUUCCACUUAAUGAGUUUUCUUCUUUCUCAUUGCACAAACAAGUGGAGACUAGCUACUGAUCAGGUCGGUUUGCUUCUGCUGGAAUCUUUAUUACUGCUUGGUUAUUUUGCCCUGUUCCACCUUGGAAAUCAAUCUGUCCUUAGGUGGGGAAAGAGCCCUACCAUCCUUCACAAGGUAUGCGAUCUGCCGUUUGUGUUCUUCAGUGAUCCGGAGUUAAUGCCAAUCUUGGCCGGUACACUGGUUGCUGCCUGCUUCAGUUGUGAGCAAAACAAGGGCGUGGUUCAGCAAGAACUCAGCACUGAUAUGCUAAUUUCCUUGCUAAGAUCCUGCCGAAAUGGUUCGCCCAAUAAUCCUCCAACAGAAAGCCCCACCGAAUGUAAUCAGUUGGGUUCUGAAUCUAGAAAACUUCUAGUUCAAGGUGAAAUGCCCCUUAGAUCCAGCCGUUACAAUGUAAAAAGCACCCUAAUUUCUUCCGGAAAAGGCGGCAGUGCUUCAGGGAUCAGCUUUCGAACUACCAAGAUGCGAAACCAGAAAGAUAGCAGAGCCUUGAAACUUAGCGAAGAGAUGUCUGUGAAGAAAAGUCAGUCACCUUCAGAGACUUCCUCUACUUCGAUGUUGCACUCCAGAUUCUCUGGAAGCUUCAUUGACAGAGCAGAGCAGUUUUUUGUAGCAGAGACCACUGAGUGAUGAGGUAUGAUCGUCAAUAUACUCUUAAGUGUAUGUCGCAAAAUUGAAUUUGGGGUUCAUCCGUAAUGCUUACGUGUACUAGAGCAGGUUGUUAGAUGACUGAUCACUUUUUGGAAGCUGAUGGUCAAAUUUCGCAUCCUGUCAAUAUUUGUAUAAUAAACAUAUAAAAGACUAGAUAUGUAAUUAUUCUUGCAAUAAUAUUACUUUUCUCUAAUAA